GCUGACGACACCCAGCUAAAAUCAUUUAUCAUACUGACAUUGAAUUCUGCUAUGCUGAUAAGUGAUACCACAUUUUAUAACUGUGAGUAAUAUUAUAAAUUACCAGUAUUGACUUACAUAGAAAUAGGUAGCGUCGCCGAAUGCAUUAAAUACAGGUGAUAUCUGAGCGGCAGUAUAUUUCUCAAGAUGAGCGCAAGUUUGAGGUAUCUAGUGGGGCUCUGUUUACUGUUAGCACCCUCCUUUACAGGGGGUGCGCGAAUAUUAGGGAUGUUUCCAACUUCAUCUCCCAGUCAUUACAUACUUGGUGGUGCUUUGAUGAAGGGCCUGGCUGAAGCGGGACACGACGUUACUGUGAUAAGCCCAUUCGUUCACAAACAUCCACCAAAAAAGGGGAAGUGGAGGGAAAUUAUCUUGGAGGGAUUUAUGGAAGAAUUCAAUAAGAAAUUUGAGAGUAUAAACAUGUUUGAAAUGGACUUCAAUCCACUACUAUUCUCUAUAAUGGCUAAUCAAAUGGGUAAUAAGAUAGUGGAAGAAACAUUGAACUAUACCAAAGUACAAGACCUGAUAAAAUCAAAUGAAAAAUUCGACGCUUAUAUUGUGCCGCAAUUCAUGAAUGACGGCUUAAAGGCCCUGGCGCAUCAUUUUGGUGGUCACCUUAUUCUGUUCAGUCAAACGGCGCCUAAUUCUUGGUUCAACCACUUGGUCGGAAACCCGUCCAUGCCUUCGUUCCUCCCAGAGGUCGUGUUAAAUAUCCCAAGCAAAAUGUCAUUCUUUCAAAGACUUCAGAAUACAUUGGUCAAGUUCUUUUCUAUGUCGAACACCUACUUAAUCUUUUACCCUAAACAAAAUAAACUCGUCCAAAAGUAUCUUCCAAAUCCGGUGGAUUUGAAUGACGCGAUGUACAAUAUCUCUUUGGUUUUGCUGAACUCCCAUGUCAGCCUCUUUGCUCCUCAACCUGCGGUUCCAUGUAUGGUGGAAAUUGGGGGAUUCCAUGUGGAACCUCCCAAGAAAUUACCGAAAGACUUACAGUCUUUCUUGGACAAUGCCACGGAGGGUGUUAUCUACUUCAGUAUGGGCUCCAACUUAAAAAGCAAAAACCUUCCCGUAGAAAAGAGGGAGGCCAUCUUGAAAGCUUUUGGUAAAAGGAAAGAAAAGGUGCUGUGGAAGUGGGAAGAUGACGUUUUACCUGGUCAGCCCUCGAACAUUAAACUGGGAAAGUGGUUACCUCAGCAAGACAUUUUAGCUCACCCAAAUGUAAAGUUAUUUAUAACUCAUGGAGGACUAUUAAGUACUACCGAAACUGUGUACCAUGGUGUCCCCAUCAUUGCAAUUCCCAUAUUCGGAGACCAAAAAAUGAACGCUUACAACGCCAAAGAAGCCGGUUAUGGUCUUAUUCUCCCAUUCACAGAAAUGACUGAAGAAACACUAUCUUCAGCUUUAGCGGAGAUUUUGGAAAAUCCAAAGUAUCGAGAAAAUGCAAAGGAAAGGUCAAGAAUCAUGCAUGACAGACAGGUCAAACCUCUGGAUAAUGCGGUAUACUGGGUGGAAUACGUAAUACGCCACAAUGGCGCUAAACAUUUAAGGGUUCCUUAUUUGGAACUGACGUGGUAUCAAUAUUAUUUAUUGGAUGUAUUUCUAUUUAUUUUCGCCGUUAUUUUUACGGUUAUGUUUGUUACUAAAAAGACCUUUUCGUAUCUAUGUCGUAGAGUUCAAAGUAAGACUAAGUUAGAAUAAACGUUGUUUUAUUUUUGUUUAUUGUUAUAGUACCUAUAGCAAAUCUUAGUCAAAUUUAGUUUAAUAAAUAUUUUCACAUAUUAUGUA
Molecule: messenger RNA, 1821 nt
Organism: Anoplophora glabripennis (Asian longhorned beetle)
Lineage: Eukaryota; Metazoa; Arthropoda; Insecta; Coleoptera; Cerambycidae
Product: UDP-glucuronosyltransferase 2B31
Exons: 4
Coding region: 187-1734 (515 amino acids)
Molecular function (GO): UDP-glycosyltransferase activity
Source: RefSeq, a predicted model, not a curated record